Molecule: messenger RNA, 901 nt
Organism: Somion occarium
Lineage: Eukaryota; Fungi; Basidiomycota; Agaricomycetes; Polyporales; Cerrenaceae
Source: the annotation of a GenBank genome assembly
GCUUUCAUCUUCGACACCGAUUCACUAAACCUACAAUACUUCUCCGUCCCCCAAACGUUUAGCUAUCAGUAACAUGAAUAAGUCUCAGUAUUAUCUAUCUCAGUGUGCCGAUGCUGCUUCCAAGAGCUCUAUGUGCUUCACUUUGGGUGCAGUGAUGGUCAAAGGAGGCAAGGUUAUCUCGACCGGGCACAAUCAUCAUCGCACCCAUUAUGAUGGUGCUGAGGUAUCCAAGCAUGGCCAUCGAAAGCCUGUAUCAAUGCAUGCUGAGAUGCAUGCGAUCUACAACCUCACUGGCAUGUCUCCAUCGUUUAAGACGCAGGUUCAAGGCAUGGAGAGACGGGUUUUACGAACUUCAGUCAUAUUACCAUCCAAACACGGAACCAAAGGGCCAAAAGGGUUUGUGCAAUCAGCGUGGUGAAUUGCAGAAGCCGAAAGUACCACGGCAUCCGGUGGGCAAGCGGCGCGGGCGCAGAGGUAGUCGGCUCAAAACUGUCUCCAGCCAGAGCUCCAGCAGCAGCGAGAGUGACAGCGAAAUUGGCGCGAUGUCUUCCACGUCGGAAGAAUCUUCGCUUUAUUGCGCUUCGCGAGACUCGGACAGGGGUUGGAGUGUACGCAGGAGAGAUCCUCGAGUGAAUGGAUCUGAUAUUUACGUCGCUCGAUUCACUAAGAAUGGGAUGGGUACUGCGAAGCCUUGCUGGCGAUGCCUGGAGUGGUCGCGAUGGGCGGGGGUAAAGCGCAUCUUUCAUUGGAACGCUGAGGAUAAUCGUUUCGAGGUGGUGAAGGUGAAUAGUGCGCAGCGGGAGCAGUAUGAGACGCACUCCGAUGUUCGAUUAUUUGCUGGCUCAAAUUACUAGUACUGAAUACGUGUCCCAACAUACAAGCCUAUUGUUCGUACCCCGUC